CUCGAGCGGUCAUGUCCUUACCCACUCGCGGACGCGUCAUAAUUGAAACAACAGCUGGAGAAAUCGAUAUUGAGCUAUGGUCCAAGGAAACACCCAAAACAUGUCGGAACUUCCUGGCACUGGCUAUGGAAGGCUACUAUGAUGGUGUUAUAUUCCACAGAAUCGUCCCGGACUUCCUGGUGCAGACGGGCGACAGGACGGGGACGGGUGGUGGAGGAGAAUCGUUCUACGGAGAGCCCUUCGAGGAUGAGAUCCACCCGCGUCUUCGCUUCGCGCACCGUGGGCUAGUGGCUAUGGCGAACAACGGUGCCAAGAACUCGAACGACUCCCAAUUCUUCAUCACGCUGGACCGUGCGGACGAGCUGCAUGGCAAGCACACCCUGUUUGGGCGCGUCAUCGGAGACACCAUUUACAAUGUACUCAAGAUCGGAGAGAUGGAGAUUGACGCCAACGAACGGCCGCUCUACCCGCCCAAGAUCAAGCGGAUACGCAUUAUCGAAAAUCCCUUCGAAGAUAUCGUGCCGCGUAUAACCGCAGAGGAAAAGCGUGCUCAGCAGCGCGCACGCGAACAGGCUCAACGCGAGCGCGAGAACGAGCAGCGUCUGCGAGGGGCGAAGAAGGAUGUGAAGCUGUUGAGCUUCGGUGGCGACGAGGACGCGGAAGAAGAACCGGUGGUGUUCAAGAAGAAACCUAUCGUGCGCCCAGACCUCAUAGACAACCCUGAGCUGCCUGCGUCACUUUCGGGGCCCAUUCCAGAGCCGCCGGCGCCGAAAGCGAAGCCCCCAAAACGCGACCGCACAGAAGAGCCAGAAAGCCGGCCCACCGAAAAGAAAGCUAAAAAGGACGAAACGGAGAUCACAAAGAUCCGCGAAAAGCACGAGCGCGAGAAGGCGGCGCAGAGUAACUCGCGCCAGUCCCAGAUCGAGAAGAUGGAGGCGGAUAUCCGGAAGCUCUCGCGGCGUGGCGCGGACAGCGACGACGAGCUCACAAAAAAGAAGCCGAAGAAGUCGCUACUCGAAGAGGAGAUGGCCAAGUACGCUAAAGGGCGUGGCGCACACAAGAAGGGCAAGGGCAAAAAAGACGAGGGCGACGUGCUCGCCGCGCUCAGCAGCUUCCGCAGCAAGCUCAAGGGCACCGCGCGUGAGGAGUCGCCGCCCCCCGCCGAGCUGCCGGAUGGCGCAGAGGAGGGGGAGGAGAAGCCGGCGGGUGAGGACGAGGGCAUGGAGGUUGACGACGAUACCGGCUUCUUGGGGCACAAACUGAGUUUCCCGAAGGGGAACGAAGAGGAGGUUGCGAAGGCGGAGCGGGAUUACGAGGUCAUCGAUCCCAGGCAGCGCGGUGCGCGCGCGAAGGAGGAGGAGCGCGAGCGGAAGCGGGUACUGAAGCAGAAGGACAUCACGCAGGGACGGGGGUUCCGACGGUAGUCUGCAGAUCAUUUGCUCUUUUUGCCUGUGUAUUCCCUAGCUACUUGUACAUUGCUGACUGACUUCGUGCACGUCCGCCCCCGCGCUAGAUGUACAGAUGCGAGUUCCUCACUCGCUCAUCCAGUUCCUCCCAAAGCCUCUGAAGCGGCCGCUCCGUGCCCUGCGCGUGCGGCUGGAUGCGCAUCCACAGCUCGUCCGUGACCGCGCCCUGCUCCUGAUCCGCAUCGACGGCGAACCAGCGCGAGCCGUCGCCCAUCUCGACGCCGAUGCGCUCGAACACGUGCUGGACGCGCUCCUGCAUGUCCGCGCUCUCGUAGCGCUCGGCCCCGAACCCGCCGCGCUCGCGGGCCUUCUCGGGCGAGACGUCGAGGAAGAGCGUGAGGUCGGGCGCGGGGAGGCCGAUGUCGGGGGCGCGGCACCACUCGUAGGACAUGCCGGGCUUGUUCUUCGCCGCGGAGAAGGCGAUGCCCGAGAAGGCGUAGCGGUCGCAGAUCACGGUGGUGCCCGCGUUGAGUGAGUCGAUGAUGGAUGGUGCGAGCUCCCAGCGGUUGGCGGAGAAGAGGAGAUGGAUGGCGUGGUCGUCCAUCUCGGACUGGGAGCGGAGAUACGCGUCGAUCAUCUUGCCAAUGGGUGUUGUGCGGUCAGGGAAUUUGACGAGUCUUACGGGACGCCCCUCGGCUUUGAAGCGCUGUUCGAGGAGGGCGACCUGGGUGCUCUUGCCCGACCUGUCGAGGCCUUCGAUGAC
Molecule: messenger RNA, 2169 nt
Organism: Trametes versicolor FP-101664 SS1
Lineage: Eukaryota; Fungi; Basidiomycota; Agaricomycetes; Polyporales; Polyporaceae
Product: cyclophilin-like protein
Exons: 15
Coding region: 12-1424 (470 amino acids)
Biological process (GO): protein peptidyl-prolyl isomerization; protein folding
Cellular component (GO): catalytic step 2 spliceosome
Molecular function (GO): peptidyl-prolyl cis-trans isomerase activity
Source: RefSeq, a predicted model, not a curated record